AUGUAUAAAAUAUCGGCGCGUUUUGUGCACAGAUUAAGCAGAAGAGAAUUAUUAACAAAAAUUCUACGUGUUGAUCAUAUUGGUGAAUUAGCUGCUUUACGUAUUUAUGAUGGACAAAAAGCUAUCAUAUCAAGUCAACAUCCGUCCAGACCUGUAAUUGAAGAAAUGCAAGCACAAGAAAAGGAACAUCUCGAUGUAAUGGAGAGACUAUGCGCUAAGCAUAACAUACAACCAACAAUUUUGGCUCCAUUUUUGAGCAUUGCUGCUUAUGCAUUGGGUUCAUUUCUCAUCUUUUAA
Molecule: messenger RNA, 297 nt
Organism: Acanthocheilonema viteae
Lineage: Eukaryota; Metazoa; Nematoda; Chromadorea; Rhabditida; Onchocercidae
Source: the annotation of a GenBank genome assembly